GCUCACCCCAAUGUGAGCAGCGUGUGAUUGUUUUCCACAUGAGACCCAGUGCAGAUAAAGUACGGUGGGACUAUAUAUCCACAAUGAAGACUUUUUUCCCACUUUAACCGAAAGCAGGGCAGACAGUGAUUGUUGUCCGUCUUCCGGUGUAUUAUGAAGGCGACAUCGUCUCCGCAGGACGUCACCCAUGCAGCAUCACUGCUGGCAUAUCUGAACCAUCAGAGGGAUCGAGGCAUAUUCUGUGACUGUGUACUAAGGCAGGGGCAGAACUCAGAUCAGCUUUACCAUGCACACAGGUGUAUCCUGGCAGCCUCCAGCCCAGUGUUGGCAUCCAUCCUGUCCUCAUCUGGUGCCCUGGUGGAGCUGCGCGAUCCAAGUCUCUCGGACUCUGUGCUGCCGUCCCUUUUGGACUACAUUUAUACCGGGGUUCUUCCGCACCCUCUCAGCAAGCAGGAAUAUUGCAGACUGCUCUCUGCCGCCUGCCAAAUGCAGAUGAAAGAACUGCAGGAUGCUCUGAGAGCUAACUGGCCGCAGAUCCAAGGAAAUGCCACGGAUGAUAAAAAUGCUCCCGUUAUAGUUGAAAUGUACUCAUUUAAAGAGGCAGAAGAUUCUUACAAAAUUGACUUCGAGACCUUCAAAGACCUUCCGUCAUCGACCACAACAUAUCAUUUUCAAAGCCAUGAAACAUCUAGACAGCCGUUACUUAAUGAGAUGUUUCAAGAACCCCGGAUAACUUCAGGAAGCACCGAUGCCAGUCCUGAAAAUGAUGAGAGAAAAAUAAAAAAUCAAUACGUAAAUGGUCACACAAGAACUGAUUUAGCGUCUUUAAAUGAUUUAAAUACUCUCAGUAUUCUUGAAAGUAUUGACACAGACGACGCAGGUGACUACAGACAGGCAACGUUGUUGACCCAACGGGAAUCACUGAGGUCCAAGGAUGACAAAGCUCAGAUGCUCGACUCAUCUGGGGUAGAUGUGCAUCAUUCGCCAAACUUUGCAAAACCAGACAUGACACAGAAAACCCCAGAGGAAGACCUACUCAGUAAAUCUAAGGAAAGAAAGAGAUGCUCUUCCUCUCUGUCAUCAUUGUCACCCCCGUGCUCCGAGGCGGUGCCUGUCAUUUGUCACAGUAGCAGAGCGGCUGCCCUGCAGCAGUCAAAAGUCUCUGUGUGGCCUCACAAUCAAGCAUCUGAGUCUUUUGUCCAGCCUCCUUCCAAAAUCGCCCACUUCUCGCUCUCAUUAGGCAUAGGCAAUGACAACACUGUUGAAGCAAUUACCACUCAGUGCAAAGAUCAAAAUAGAGAACAGAGUCAGAACCCCAGAAGCACUAUAAGGCACACCAGCUGUGCUACAGGCCACAAGGUGGACAAGGAUUACAAUAGCAACAAUGGACAUUUAUUUAAAUUCAAUGACACCUGCAAGAAUGCAUCAAAUAAUAUGAACAAUAGCAAUCAGACUGCCCAUCUGGAUUCCCUGCAAAGCCACACAGAAUAUUAUGGAGAGUAUGUGGUCCAGAAUAAUGACUCAAAAAGAGGCUUAAAGCACCAAAUUGAAAGGGAUUAUGAUCCUGUUCCCUCCAAAAAUCAACACUUUGAUUGUUUUCAAUGUCAAAGAACAUUGCUAACAACUUCAACACAAGAACAAUCGAAACAUCAGGGAGCUGCAGUUUCACUUCUCAUGGAGGUUGAAGACACGGGAAGUGCUUCUCAGUGCGAAGAAUGUCUUGAGGUGGAAGUGAAAAGGGGGCACAGUUACUCCAGUAUGUGUCUGGAUGUAACAGAUGUAAAGAAAAAUUACUGUAAGACAUCCGGACCUGUAACAGACUGGUACACAAAGAUGCACAAAGAUGACAAAAGCAGAAAGGAUAUCUCUAACAGAGUUAGUAGCACACAGACCAAAUUCAGAUUUUUCACAUCACAUCAAUCUGGAUUGGCUAAUGUCACUGACAGUUUCUCUGCUUCUACAUGUGGCGAAGUGCUGGAAAGUAGAAAAAACUCAUCCCCUGAAACCGCGGAGCCAUGUUCCUUUUUAACAGCACCCAUAGACCACAACCUGUCGGGCGCUACGAGGCGCACUGCUCAGCCAAAUCAUUGGCAUCUUCCUCAUCAGGGUGAACGAUGCGACGACACAUCACUUCAAGAUUCAAAUCACAAACCCUUGAAGCCUGCUUCGUCUCCUGAUUCAGAUGAGUUAGGCGGUGAGGUUAAUGCUCCUUUUUCAGCUGAAAGAUCACUGAGUCAAUACUUUUCUACAGAGAUAGAAGACCAGUCGGACAUAAACACCAAACAUGAUGAGCUACCUGUGCCCUGUCAACAUGGACAUGACAAAGAAGUAAAGCAGUUUGUUGGAAUGGACACAGCUGGUGCACAACCAAAUCAGGAUUCCUCUGUAGCCAGAGCUGAGAGGUUAGAUGAGGCUGAUGGACAGAGAGACAUCGAACAAGUAAACCCAUUUGAUAUAAAACCGUCCAAAACAGGAGAUUGCAUUACACAAAACAUUAGCGUGACGGAGGUUUCCAAACCUAAAGAGCUUGAAACUCAGAGCAGCUCCUCUCCAGUUUGCUCACCUCUAAGUGAACCAGACUGCGAUCGAGCCUCAAAGCCAUCAACUGUAUCUGUCUGCAUACCUUCCACCCUUCUAGCCGGCAUGCCAACAGAUAGGUCAGCUCAUCUGUCAUCUCCCAAUCACCAGCCUUUCCAGUGCUCUUUGUGUGAUCGCUCCUUCAGCCAGAGAGGUUCUCUGAACAGACAUGUGCGGAGCCACCUUGGCGUACGGCCCUUCCCCUGCCCCUGCUGCCCGAUGACCUUCUCUCGCCAAUAUCGUGUCACAGAGCACAUGCGUGUUCAUCAGCGUUCUGCCCUGGGAAAUGACUUAUAAAAGUCCUCUGUUAUAAACAAUCAUUAAAGGUCGCAAAACUGGAAUUGAUUAGCAUUUUUACAGUAAAUUAGAAUGCUAAGGAGGAAAAUUGAAAGCUUAUUUGUGGAUGAUGGACUCCUGUCAGAUUUUUAAGGUUUUGAAAACCUCACGUUUCUCAGUUUGUGGCAUUCUUUGGAAUCCAGUGUAAAAAUCUAGCAGCAAAGGCAUUUUUAGCCACUUUUCAUUGUGAUCUUCCCCAGCAGCUGAUGAAGAACAAAUCUGUCCUGUUACAUUUUUAAUUUAUAUUUCUACUACUACAAUUAUUUUUGGCAGCUAUUUUCCUUUGAAGUCCUCUGACAUCAGCAAGAAUUGAUGUCAGCGUUUGUUACCUGACAUGGCACUGCAGAGAGAUGUUGUAAGCCGUUACAUGUAGAACAGAUGCUGGGAAUUUGGCAGCUUCAAUUUUUUAUUUUCCUGCUUCUGACUAAAGCCACAAUUCAGCGGCAAUGUUUGUGUCUGCAGUGUGUUGAAGACUUCAAUGUUCUCACGAGAUAACAAAAUAUGUCCACGAAGUGUUCCUAUCUCCCCCAGUCAUUGAGAACAUAAAAGUCACUUCCCCUUUGCUACAUUUUUUUGGCUAUUACCAGAAAGUUUUUUUUUUUUUUUUUGCAUAGCAAGUGCGUCAAAAUCUAAGAAAUGACAUGGCGGCUUAGUCAAGUAACAGUUUUAGCAUUUUAUUUUAUAUUGUCACACAGAUGUUUGUAUUUAUGUAGCUGAAUCCAUAUAAAAAAAGACAAUGUUAAUAAACACACAAUGUUAAUUUAGCACAAACAAGGUGUUGCUUAUUAGCUGAACAUCCAAGUCAGUGUAGAAUAUGAACUGACAGAUGAAUCAUCUUGCAGUUUUGUUUAUGUCUUGGGAUAUUUCUCCCUUAAAAAGACAUAAAAAGAAAACUUCAGAUAGUGUUAUUUUUUGGGAGGGAGUGGAGAAGGGAGUGUUUCUAAAAACAAGUUUAUUCCUGCACCUUCUUCCAGUAUCCUUCUGUUUAUCCUCUGGUUCUCUGUCUGCCUUAUUUCUGAAGCACAUACAGAAACUUAUGCUGUCAUGAUAAUUUACUGACAUGCAUAAAUAAAACUGUCUGAAGGAAUAGCUUUAAAGACCCCCUGGAAAGUUCAAAGAAGAAUUGAUCAUGACCACUUUUCUGAUUUCUUGAAAGAAACAUUUAAAGAACGUAGAAGGGGUUUAAAACCUCUAAGACACAUCCUUCUUUUCUUCAGCACAUCCUGGAAAUUCAAAGGUAUUCCCAGGAUACCUUGGAAUUUCACAGGUAAGUCCAAGUGAGCUCUUUGUGUGUCCUGGGGUCUCCUCCCAGUGGGAUGUGCCUAGAAAAGCUCCAAAUGAGAGAUACAGAGGCAGCUAAUUCUUGAAAUUACAAAUCUAUUCCUAGGAGUUCUACUGUGAUCUAUCAGUCAAUUUUACUGAGAAAUAUGUGAGGAAUUCGAUUUAUGCGAUCUGUUUCUGUUAGUCCAGUAUGGUGCAUGUCUCUGCAUUUGUGCUGCUGGUUUGCUGUGACACUUCACCUAAAGAAACAAGAGUCAGUCCAGAGGUUCCAGAGUAUUCUGUCUUGUUUAUGCCAAGUUUAUUAUAAUGGGUUUCUUCAAAGUUAACUUGUGGAAUUUACUUUUUUUUUUAUUAUUUGAAGUUUAAAUUAAAAAACACCUCACAUACAUGUAAAAUAAUAAUGUUUCUGCAAAUGAUCAUGAUGUCAACAAUACCCUGCUGACUUUUUAUCCUACUUUGAGGCAUUCCACUUAGGAAAAAAAAAACAACACUUUUUUAGAUUUAUUAAUUUUUUUGGGGGGGAGGGAGUUUGUUGUCCUAUCCUUCUGCUAAGGAUAAUUUAACAUUCAAAUUAAAGAAACACAUGUUUAACUUCACAAUGAAAUUCUUUUGGAAAGCAUUUAUUGAAAUUAUUAGCAGCUUUAAUGGAGUAAUAGUCUACCUGCUUAGGCCUGCCUGGCUUUCUUUCUGCUACUUUAUUGCCUUCGAUUGUUAUAGACCUCAUACCUCCCACUGUACUUGUAUUGUAUGCCAUUCACUGAAUAUGUGAGCUUGUGUAGUUAUAGGAUUUUUAUAAUUUCUUUACAGAAAACAUCACUCAAGUCCUGAACUGUCAAUAAAAUGAUGAUCCCUUUUUGACAUGGGAAUGUGUUUACUUAGCAUCUAGAACAUCAGGUCGCAAAAAUAUGUCAGUUGCAUUGUAAUAACUACUAUGAAGAAGUAUGCUUAAAGUUGUUGACUUUGGAGUUACAGAUCUGAGCAUAACUCAUGCCCAUUGCCAGAAUCAGGUACGGCAGCUUGACACUAAAUAUCAGGUUGAAGUUCCAUUGACAUUGGGAACAAGUAUUUCUGAAGAAAAUAUUUGUAUGCAACAGUAAGAAAAUGUCAACUCAAGAAAUGUUACCAAAUCAGUUUCGUUAUGGGAUGGCCUGUGUCAGCUUUUGUGAAACUUGUAGUGCGUUGUAACAUCUGAGGUUAGUAGCCACUUAUAACAGUUUGUUUUUUUCUAAGUUUGUUGCAUCUUUGGAAACAUGGUUGCAAUGACAACUGCUUGUUUGCCUUUUUGUGUAGUUAAUCAGAAGUGCACGUCUAGUACAAUGAUAUACAUUUACACACCCUGAAACAGUGUAAGGAUUACACUGCAAACUGAACUUCUUAUGUGACUUCUAAAAGUACGGCCUCAUAAUCUGAGGGUUUUGAAGAGACAUGGGUGCAUAAGCACAUGACUCCUUUUCAUUUCACAAAGCAUCUCAGGAUCUUGAACAUUUUUAUAGAUGCAGCAUAAAAUCUUGAAACAAAUCAGGUUACUAAACAGGAGCGCGAAACAAUACGAAUAGAUAGUCCCCGUAGCUGAUGUAUUAUUUGUAAAUUACCUAUGAAUUACACAUUAAGUUGUUACCACCUGGAACUAAUAGGCACUAUGUAUUUUUCUGUGUCUUGCUCACAGUGCUGACAAUGUCCACACAGUUUGACUGUUGCAAUCAUUGGUUUAGCUGGUUCAGAUGACGCAAAAAUAAGAUGAACUUCAGGCUGCAGCUAUAGGGGCAGCAGCUUGCUACCACUGCUGAGCUGCAAAGCUCAGUGUUUAUACUUUACUGCCAGAUCAUUUCUGGCAGUAAGACACAGGACUCGCCACACCACACAUUAGUUGGAUUAUUUGUAUUGUGUUCUCUACUGUCAGAGAGAAAGCCCAAUAUUUGAACAUCUAUUAAUAGAUGAGAGAUUCUUUGUGUUGCUGCUUGAUUUGCGAAAGUUUGGACCUUCUUCACUUUUCAUUCAACUGGUGCUUCAGCUCCCGUCGCCGUCAUCACCACGAUGGCCUGAACAGAAGAGAAAGAGUGCUUGAUUUAAUGGCAAUUAAUGUUGUACCUAUGUUUUCAGUAAGACAAAUGCUUCUCAUACUUUUAAUCAGUGAUGAAGUAUUAUAUCAUUAUAUCAGUGUCAUAAUCUGAUUAUAAUGCUUAAUCUCCAAAUAAAAUCUGUCUGAAGGAU
Molecule: messenger RNA, 6405 nt
Organism: Poecilia reticulata (guppy)
Lineage: Eukaryota; Metazoa; Chordata; Actinopteri; Cyprinodontiformes; Poeciliidae
Source: RefSeq, a predicted model, not a curated record